CUUAACUACUACCCCGUAGUUUAACCAACAAUUCGUUCUGUCUUACACUACAAUCACCUCCUUCUCUCUCAGGAGGCUCAUCCUCUUGUCCGAAAUCCACUCUACUGCACCCUUAAAUCUCGCCCUACGUCUGCAUACUCCCUCCGCUUCCCCUUGCAUUUCCGAUCGCGGUCCUUCGCUCCCUUCCUUGCCUUAACCGUUCUACUUGUCCGCUUCUGCGCCGACAGCUCCCGGGGUGGAUCCCAGCCCGUCAAAAGUGGACGAUAGUACGUGUAUCCUUCUUGCAGCUAGCACUCCUUUCGUUGCCACGGGUUCUUCACAGUCCUGUCUUAUCUUUCUUGUAAUCAUUACUGCUCUGUUCAAGGGCUUCAUCGUAUCUCCCCUACCUCCGCCCUGGAAUCACUGCGCCGCUCUUUUUCGCCAUGGCGCAAUACUUCUUCGACCUAUUGUACAGUUUCACCGAUUGCAUGUGCUGUUUUCCUAGCACGCCCCAAUUGAAGAUCAACAGUCGCAGCUUCAAAUUGCUCCGGCUGUUGGGUGAAGGUGGUUUCUCCUAUGUUUACCUCGUUCAAGACAAAGCGACCUCGGAACUGUUUGCGCUCAAGAAGAUUCGAUGCCCCUUCGGUCAAGAAUCGGUCUCUCAAGCCCUCAAGGAGGUUGAGGCCUACAACCUGUUCACAUCACAUAACAAUAUCAUUCAUUCCAUUGAUCACUGUGUUUCGACCGAACCCGGUUCGAAAUUCCGCUCCGACGGGGGCGAACCCGGCUCGAAGACCGUUUACAUCCUUCUCCCAUACUACCAACGCGGAAACCUUCAGGAUGCGAUCAAUGCCAAUCUCGUCAAUCACUCCCGUUUUCCGGAGAAAAGACUGAUGGAGCUGGUGCUGGGAGUCGCCCAGGCCCUGCGCGCCAUGCACCAAUAUCGCGUCAAGAGCGGCUCGGGGCCUACCCGCAAAGCGAAGGCUGUCCGGAGGGAGGGAGCCGAGGCCGACGCAGACGCUGCUGUACGCAAGGCAAAAUCCAAACGGCGAGCAAGUCAGAACCUGGAUGAUGACGAGGAGGAAAACGAGCCCCUGAUGGAUGAUGAGGUAACAAGGAGCCAGGAAGGCGUGCAGGAGGGUGACCUUCGUCCGUACGCGCACAGAGACAUCAAGCCGGGGAACAUCAUGAUCGCAGACGAUGGCCGUACGCCCAUUCUGAUGGACUUGGGGUCACUGGCACCCAGUCCGAUCGCUAUAACCUCCCGCUCACUCGCGCUGGCUGUCCAGGACACUGCGGCGGAACACAGCACCAUGCCAUACCGGGCUCCCGAGCUGUUCGACGUCAAGACAGGAUCCAUCAUCGAUACCAAAGUGGACAUCUGGUCUCUUGGGUGCACACUCUACGCCUGUCUGGUGGGCAAGAGCCCUUUCGAAGCUCGCAGUGAAGAGACCGGCGGUAGCCUGAGCAUGUGUGUACUAGGUGGAGACUGGCGCUUCCCCGACGAGAAAUCCAGCGCCACCAAAGGGAAAGGCAAAGCCGGCGACAACAGCAACAACCGCGACAAUGGCCUGGCGAUCAGCGAGCCUGUGAAGGAAGUUGUGCGCAAAUGCCUACAAGUGGAACCAGCAGAUCGACCGGACAUUGAUGAAUUGAUUCAGAUCAUACAGGAUCUGGAUAGAAAUGCCAUCCCUGGCACAGUGACCCUAGUGGAUCUGCAACAUGUCCUGGCUACCCGCCACUUGGACAAGGGCGACAGCGACAUCGUCCUGAUCCCAGAGCCUUCGGAUGAUCCUGAUGAUCCGUUGAACUGGGCGCCUCGGCGGAAAUUGCUGUCGACAAUUUCAUGUUCAGUGGUAUAUUCGGUGCUCACCCAGCUCUCAGAUGCGACUGGAGUCUCUGUCACGACUCUGAAUGAGGGGACUGGAUAUAUGUUUCUGUUCGCGGGCUGGGGACUCCUCUUCUGGCAGCCCUUGGCUUUACAAUAUGGCAAACGCUUGACAUAUAUCGCCUCACUGGUGGGAAUUCUGGUAUGUUCUUACCCUUACAUCCACACCAACGGCCAGUGGAUUGCGCGGAGUAUCAUAUCGGGCUUCUUUACUGCCCCGAUCGAAGCGCUUCCGGAAGUCACUGUUACGGAUGUGUAUUUCACCCACGAACGAGGCACUUAUAUGGCUCUAUAUGCAUUCUUCCUGGCGGGGAGCAACUAUUUCGCACCAGUGAUCUGCGGCUUCAUUGCGGAGUAUCAAGGCUGGCAAUGGGUGUUCUACUGGCCGAGCAUCUUCUGUGGCUUUGCCAUUGUUUUUCUGUUUUUCUUUAUGGAAGAGACGAAUUACGUGCGCGAGCAUCGAGCCACUCCCGAGUCGCGACUGACCUCCUCUACCCGCACAUCCGAGCAGACCGAGAAAGAAAAGGCUCCUUCUGGCAUAGUGCAGCAAACAGAUACCGAGUGUGGAGUCAUGUAUAAGAAGAAGAGCUAUUAUCAGAAGCUCUCGCUGCUGGGUCCGCGACUGCCCAGGAACAACAUGUUUCGACGGCUGUGGCAGACGUUAUACUAUCUGAGCUGGCCGGUGAUCUUCUACGCCGGCUCCCUUUUGACCGGUCGAUUUAGCGACUGGCUCACCGUUCGACUGGCUCGGCGCAACAACGGCAUCAUGGAAGCUGAGCAGCGGUUGUGGCCGUUCGCUAUCUGCUUGGUGCUGGUCCCUGGCUCGCUGCUGCUCUGGGGGGUGGGGGCCGCGCACCAAGUCCACUGGUUUGGUCUGAUCGUGGCCAUGUGUCUUCUUGCCAUGGCCAACACGUGUGGCAUUACACUGAGCGUGAAUUACCUGGUGGACAGCUACCGCGAGCUGAGUGGCGAUGCCAUGGCGACGGUGAUUCUGGUUCGGAACACGAUGUCGUUUGCCAUCGGAUACGGCAUUACACCGUGGGUCGACAACCUGGGCUACCAGAACUGCUUCAUCUCGGCCGCCUUUGUGGGCUUAGCCUGCGCCGCGGUGUUCUUGGUGAUGAUCAAAUGGGGGAAGAUGUUCCGGGAGCGCAGCCGCGAGAAAUACUGGGACAUUGUGGUGGAGAACCAGACGAAGGGGAUGGGUCAUUGAUUGUGCGUUUACACUUGCAGUAAACAGUAACUUAUACAAACUUAGUUUCAGAUACUUAGUGG
Messenger RNA from Aspergillus saccharolyticus JOP 1030-1, 3142 nucleotides. Its product is annotated as putative serine/threonine protein kinase ENV7. Gene Ontology annotation, molecular function: protein serine/threonine kinase activity; transmembrane transporter activity; ATP binding. Gene Ontology annotation, cellular component: Golgi apparatus; cytoplasm. The coding region runs from base 423 to 3080 and encodes 885 amino acids. The record is from RefSeq and is a predicted model, not a curated record. The transcript is spliced from 9 exons. NCBI's taxonomy places the organism in Eukaryota, Fungi, Ascomycota, Eurotiomycetes, Eurotiales, Aspergillaceae. Gene Ontology annotation, biological process: vacuolar protein processing; transmembrane transport; regulation of vacuole fusion, non-autophagic.